Molecule: messenger RNA, 2205 nt
Organism: Alternaria ethzedia
Lineage: Eukaryota; Fungi; Ascomycota; Dothideomycetes; Pleosporales; Pleosporaceae
Exons: 8
Coding region: 1-2205 (734 amino acids)
Molecular function (GO): acyltransferase activity, transferring groups other than amino-acyl groups
Source: RefSeq, a predicted model, not a curated record
AUGCAGCAACCCAGAUCCGCCCUCUCGCCCCUUCCCGACAUUGUGCGCGGCCCAUCCGCACCGCCGCGACUACCACCUCGCCCUUCCCCACCACCGCCUGCUCCAGACUUCCUCGUCAUCGGCUUGUUCGCCCUGCGACUCACCAAGCGGUUGAUUGAAAGCCUCGAGUACUAUCCCGGUCGUGAUGCCGACAUCAUCUGGCUCGUUAACUUCCUCUCGCCCUUCCACAACGAAUACGAACUAGCCAAGAUCUCAGGUGCUCGGAGAGAUGACUACCUCGCGACGUAUCAGAGCAUUGUCUCACGGAUGAAGAAGCAGCCAAAAUACCCUAUGCGGUUCAUGCAGAUGAACCCGGAUCGAUCGGCGCAGCCAGCAAGGCGAGGAAGCGAGAUGGAGCGACCGAGGGACAUGACCGAUGUGGAGAGACUGGAGAUUAUCAACUUCUGUGAUGCAGCGGGCGAAUGGGGAUCUAUCCUCCCGAUACCAGCGCGUGAAGCAGAGAGAAUGGUCGAACUGGCUGACCGAAGGAAGAUCGCGGAUCUCGAUGAGCAGUACUACGAGGACGAACGCCCUACCACCAACCGCGCGAAGAGACCGCUCACCUGGAAGAUGGCGCUCCGCGACCCUGCGAGCACUGAUAUCGUCGACUAUUGUAUACGUGGCGAGUCUAACCACCUCUAUGAAGAACCAGAUGUCGACGAAGACAUUGUGUAUCGCAUUAUCCCCGGAGAUGCAGUGACUGACGAAGAACUGGACAUAUGCGCUGGCAACUUCUCUUCUGAUUACGGCGUGUGGAGUUGGAGAGCGCAUCUUGAAAUGGGGAUGAUGGCCGAGUAUGGGAAACCAAUACAUAUGAGUCGCGUAAGGCUGAGAGCUCAAUGCCUGCCUGAGGGCGCGAACAAUAUCCUAGUUACGGUCGUUACUAAAGACGAUCGGCACGUUGGGCACUGCUUCGUGAGCCAGUGGAUGCAUGGGGACAAUCGAGUCUGGUGGAUAACACAACUGGUCGUGGUGAAACGCUAUCGCAACCAGAGGCGAGCUACACGAAUGCUACAAGCCCUGGCCAUGCACUACGAUGUCGGCAGAUCUACCCAAAGAGAUCUUGUCGGAAUAGCAACCGUGAACCCGUAUAGUCUUUGCGCUAUUCUUCGCGUUUUCGGUCGUGGUAUCGAAGUACUGCCGUCGAAGCCGGAUUGGGAGAAAUGUCGCAUUCGCCACACGCCGCUGCUCAGUGCCGCAUGUGAGCCUAUAGUCGGCGCCGCACCACUCAGUUACAUCCGUAAUGCCAAACUAUCGCAGGGGAAGUUAAUUGCGAAUACAAGGUUCUUUGUAGAUCACGCUACAUCUGAAGAGGCGAUGGAGAGAAUCAUACACAGUAUGAACCAGCAGGUGUCCGGGCCGUGGGAGUGGUUGUUCGGCUGCUUGGAACCUGGGCACGAAUAUGUGUGUAUCCUUGACUAUUCCUACGAUCAGGAAUACAAGAUGGAUCUAGCACUCUUCGACACGCCAUCGGUUCCUAAUGAGCCUUGUUUGGGAAAGCACGCUGCAAGCCCGUCGAAGGCGCUGUUUAGAGCAGCUUUUGGCAGCUCCAGGCCGCCUGAGCAGAGCCCAACUCCGGUUCGAUAUGCUGACAUCGAUCGAUACUUGCUCGAAGUGCCUGAGAGUUGCGUUCUCGAUCUGAACCUCAGCAAUCGUGCCCAUGCAUCCUUGCAUGGCAGUAUGCGCAAGCUCAUCUACGAAGCCAAAGAGCUGAUUGCAAAGCAUUUGCGUGUGUUGCCCACCAUCAUGGGCGCAAAACAUAUACCAAGAGACCUUCGAAGAGUCUAUCAGACGGCCAAUAUGAUCUUCCCGUUACCAGGACAGAUACAGACGUGGGGAGAUUUUGUGCCGUACGUACAAGAGGUCUUCGAACACGGCAUCAACACUGAAGCUCGCAUGUUGAUCCUGCAGGCGAUUCAUUUCCAGGAGCUCCGUGAGACCGAUGAGAGGGAACAGAAAGAGAGGGCGAAGAAUGCCUCAGCAUUAGCCAAAACGACCAGGUCGAAAGAGAAAAAACGGUCGUUCAUGGACACGAAGGAGAAGCCUGGGAUUGAACCGUUAGCAUACGCCGCAUAUUCCCUCAAAGACAAUAACGAGGAACGAUUCGCAAAAUCGCGAACAAAGCGCCAACAGCCCUACACCAGCCACACCCGUGACGGCACCUAA